This is a messenger RNA of Polyodon spathula (Mississippi paddlefish), 3397 nucleotides long. RefSeq names its product sharpin and rbck1 related (gene shrprbck1r). The record is from RefSeq and is a predicted model, not a curated record. NCBI's taxonomy places the organism in Eukaryota, Metazoa, Chordata, Actinopteri, Acipenseriformes, Polyodontidae. Gene Ontology annotation, biological process: positive regulation of canonical NF-kappaB signal transduction; proteasome-mediated ubiquitin-dependent protein catabolic process; protein linear polyubiquitination. The transcript is spliced from 14 exons. Gene Ontology annotation, cellular component: LUBAC complex. Gene Ontology annotation, molecular function: ubiquitin-protein transferase activity; ubiquitin binding. Bases 2 to 2158 code for a protein of 718 amino acids.
CAUGGCGUUGAGCUCCGAGGACCGGGCGCAGCCCCCGCCUCUCUCCUUUAUGGGGCUCUCACAGGCCGGCUGCAGCACCGUUCUCAUGUCGGUGCGGGUCUCCGUCUGCCACUCCGGUAUCAGACCGCUGUGUCUACCCGGGGCCGAGGACGAGUCGCUCCGGCUCCAACUCAGUAUGGAUCCGGGCAAGGCAGGGGAAUUCCGCCUAGCGCUGCGGGACACCAGUGGCGCCAGUACAGGCAGAAGCGUGUCCAUCGUGGAGUACAACCUGCGUGACGUCCGCUACGAGCUGAAGAGCAGUCGCUGUCACGAACUGGCGCUGCUGGGACAGCCUGACGAGCGCAUGACCUUCAACUUCAAGGAUGAGAAGGAGGCUCAGGAGUGGUCGACCAUCAUCACCACCUCUGUGCGCGAGAUGCAGAGAGUGGCUGCCAUCUCCUCGGGCGCCUCCCUGAAUGUGCCCCGCCCUCGGGCACAGGACCGCACACUGCAGCUUGAACACCUGUUACCCAAAGCCUCUGCUGAAUUGCCCAGGAAAGAGGAGCUGUCGGCCCAGCUGUCUCAAGCUAUCGAGGCAGGAGAUCUGCAGACGGCUUCCGAUUGUGCAGUGGCACUUGCUCGCCAGCAGGUGGCACUGUGCAUCCAGCUAAAAGAGAGCAACUACAUGGAGAGGGAGAUUAGCAUAAAGGUAGGGGUGGAAGAUGCUACAACUUCCUGUUGUGUCACAGUAAAAGUCUUCCCCUACAUGACCAUCUCCUCACUAAAAGAGCAGGUGUUCCGUGACUACGGCUUCCACUCACGUGUGCAGCGCUGGGUUAUCGGGCAGAGCCUGUGCGCGGACAGUCGAACGCUGGCCUCCUACGGGGUGCGGCGUGACGGUGACACUGCCUUUCUGUACCUGGUGUCGGCGCGGCAGGCUCAGCUCUCUCGCCAACGCUACGAAGAAGAGCAGGAGAUCACCAUACUGUCUGCCGGGGAGCCCCUCAGCACUGGCAUCCGGCUGCCCCCGCUGGACAGGAGGGGCUAUAGCACCCUGCCUACCAGACUGCCACAGAAUAGAGUUCCAGUGAGAGAUGGCGGAGCUGAGCGGAUGGGUGUUGGUGACAUCAGAGAGCUGAUCAAUCUAGAGAUGCUUCAUCUGAAUGAGGCUCUGAGUCUCAACCCAGCCAACAGAGCCCCCAGCUCCGCAGUGCCAGCUGGCCCUCAGACUGGCUGGUCUUGUCCUUCCUGCACCUACAUUAACAAGCCCACGCGGCCGGGCUGUGAAAUCUGCAGCCAUGACCGCCCCGUGGACUACGUGGUACCGGGGGGGUACCAGCCCGAUGAGGAGGAGCUCUGGAGGAUCCAGCAGGAGAAGGAGGCAGUCUGGCAGUACCAGCAGGUUCGUGAGGUGCAGCGCAGGUUGAACUUCGAGACGCUGCUGCAGACGGACUCACAGGACCUGGUUCGGAACCAGCAGGGGGUGGAGUGUCGGAUCUGUUACCUGGAGCUGGGGCCGGGGGAGGGGGUGCUGCUGAGAGAGUGUCUGCACUGCUUCUGCAGAGAUUGCCUGCGAUCGGUGAUCAAUCUGAGUGACGAUCCUGAAGUGUCGUGCCCCUAUCGUGAUGAAGCGUACGCCUGUCACAGCAAGAUCCAGGAGCGUGAGAUCCGUGCACUGGUGUCUCCGGAGCAGUAUCGUUGUUACCUGGACCGUGGUCUUGCUGUGGCGGAGUCUCGCUCUGACAGCAGCUAUCACUGCGCUACUCCAGACUGCCGGGGCUGGUGUGAAUACGAGGACAGUGUCAACGAGUUCCCCUGCCCCAUCUGCAAAAAGCGCAACUGUCUGCUGUGCAAGGCAAUUCAUGUGGGGAUGAACUGUCGGCAGUACCAGGAUGACCUGCAGUUCCGCGCCAUCAAUGACUCGGCCGCACACAAAACCACUGAGAUGCUCAAUACCCUGGUCCAGAGAGGUGAGGCCAUGCACUGCCCCAAGUGCAGGAUCAUCGUUCAGAAGAAGGAGGGCUGUGAUUGGAUACGCUGCACCGUGUGUCACACCGAGAUCUGCUGGGUCACCAAGGGGCCGCGCUGGGGGUCGGGGGGCCCGGGAGAUAUCAGUGGCGGAUGCCGGUGUAACGUCAACAGACAGAGGUGCCAUCCACAGUGCCAGAACUGCCACUAGCGCCGCCUGUGCUGACUUCCGGUACUGCAAGGAGGGAGUGAGGAUGGUUGGUAAAGACAGCUGGGUUCAGCCCAGGAAACGGAGACUGGUGUGCUGAAGUCCUGCUCACUUCACUGCUAAUCCACGCAAACAGCAACACUAGGCAAUACCUCAGAAGAGCACAGUGGUGUUGGAGGGGUUUGGAAUCUGAUGUACUCGCAUUUUUUUUUUGUUAGGUUUUGGCAUUUCUUUAACGCUGUGAUAUGUGAAUACUAACCAUAAAAAUAUAUCUAAUAACGUAACACUUGAGGCAAGCAGCAGCUUUCACGUUAUACUCUUUUAGAGAAACAGUAGAAAGCUUUGGGAUGAAUCGACAUGUAAAACUGAUAUCCUCUCCACAAUAGUGGGCUGCUCUGACCUUGAGUGGGUGAAAAUCAACUGAUAUCUUACACAGCACCCUAUGCUGCACAUUGUUUUUAUUAUAUCUGGUUUAACAAGAAGAAUUAAACAGUAUAGCUAAUUGUAAUGUGUCAGCUUUUCCAAAUGAUACAACAAGCCAUCUGAAAUCUCUGUAUCUGGUCGCUUGUAUCACAUCAAUGUCAGGGUCUACUAUACGUUACAAUACUAUACAGUAUUCACAGCGCUUUCUUAUAUAUAUUUAUAUGUUUUUGAAUAUGUUUUGAUGGUUAAAUUACAGUUUGUUGUAAAACUUCCCUGGGCUGUUGUUGUAUGCUUUUAAAAGCAUAAGUGUAAUAAAGCAUAGCGAAGCACUGUAAAGCAUGGAGAGGUAUUGGAAAUUAUUACAAAAUAUGACAAACCACAGUAGACUUGUAAAUGCAUAGUACAACCAUGCAAAAACUGCAAAAGUACAAGUAGGCGUAAAGACUGAGAAAUAUCUGCUGUCAAGCAGGUUUCUAGGUGAAGGGAUGAGGAGAAACUGCAAACCUUGUGGUAGCAGAAUAUGCCAAUAGAGACCAUUUUAAUUUGAGAGAGAGAGAACAUAUGAGAAUGAGACCAGUGUUUAAAAACUCACUUGUGGUUAAAGAGGGGAGAAAAUAAGGCAGCAUCAUUUUAAAGGUCAUUUUCGGCUGUGUACAGAUUUACCUGUUACCUGCAGGGCGUGCUUUUAUUAUUUUGAUUUUUCUUGCAGUUCUGUCUGUUCAAACUGCAUGGAAACUGUUAUGCUAGAAACACCCUACAAACAAUGUAUAAAGUAUUACUCAGACUCAUGAACUCCUAUUAAAAAAGCAUGAAAGGGUU